This is a messenger RNA of Boeremia exigua, 1586 nucleotides long. Its product is annotated as putative MFS transporter. Lineage: Eukaryota; Fungi; Ascomycota; Dothideomycetes; Pleosporales; Didymellaceae. The transcript is spliced from 7 exons. The record is from RefSeq and is a predicted model, not a curated record. Bases 150 to 1568 code for a protein of 472 amino acids. Gene Ontology annotation, molecular function: transmembrane transporter activity. Gene Ontology annotation, cellular component: membrane. Gene Ontology annotation, biological process: transmembrane transport.
AUGUGGUGGGUGUGCGUGUGACCUGAGAUGCGUGUAAAAGCGAUUGCAUUCACAUCGUAGUCAAAAACCCACUUUCCCAACGCUCCCACUCCAAGUGUUGAGCGUACAGAUCUACAGAGACCCACGAUCAAAGCCGGGCUAAACUCAAAAUGUCCAACGACAUCAAAUCCAAAGAUGUGGAAGACUCAGUCUACCCCUUGUCCAACCUCGAAUCCCACACCCCAAACAAUGCUCUCCACAAAUCGCUCAUUCGCCGCCAGGACAUGCGUAUCCUCCCGCUCUCCGCGCUGUGCUACUUCAUCCUCAACAUUGACCGCUCCAACGUCGGCAAUGCGAAGACCAUGAACGCAGACACCCAGGAUGACUUACUGUCUGACAUAAACAUGAGCGAGCACAACUACAUCGUCGCGCUCAUGGUGUUUUUCAUCAUCUACGCGCUGGCAGAGGUGCCAUCGAACUACCUACUCAAGCGCUGUGCACCGUCGACCUGGAUCGCGUUUCUGAUGUUUUCGUGGGGCGCAAUCACCAUUGGAAUCGCGGGCGUGCGCUCAUUUGCCUCGUUCACUGCAACCAGAUUUCUGUUGGGGCUGUUUGAGGCGGGCCUGUUUCCUGGUAUCAUUUACCAUUUGACUUUUUGGUACCGCGCCGAAGAGCGGAGCUUGCGAAUUGCUUUAGUGCUUGCCAGUGCCACACUGGCUGGGGCUUUUGGAGGAGCCAUUGCUUUUGGUGUUGGGCAUAUGAACGGAGUGCGUGGACUUGCUGGAUGGCGGUGGCUCUUUGUAGUUGAGGGAGUGCCAACUUGUUUGGCAUCCUUCUUGAUCUACUUCUGCCUUCCGAAUUACCCCGAGACCGCUCGCUGGCUCUCAAGAGAAGAGAAAGAACUGGCUGCGCUCCGUCUUGAAGGUGGUCAGAGCAGCAUAAGACUGACGUUAAAAGAUUUCAAAGACGUUUGCGUCGAUUGGAGAUUGUACGCGCAUUACGCAUUAUAUUUUGCUGUUUGCUGCCCCUUCAGCUCCUUGGCGUUCUUCACACCCACCAUCACGGCUGGGCUUGGCUUCAAGGGCCUCCAGUCUCAGUUGAUGACGGUACCACCUUAUGCUGUUGCAUACGUGGUCAUGGUCUUCGCCUCUUGGUCCGCAGAUCACUUCAAUGCCCGUGCACUACACUCUGCUGGGCUAGCCUUGAUAGGUGCCUGCGGUUUUCUCGGAUCUGCAAUAUUGCCUCCGGAUGCGUACAAGGCGCGCUACGGAUGUCUUAUUGUUGCGACAGCGGGAGCAUUCUCUUGCAUCCCACCAUUACUAGGAUGGCUAUCCGCAAAUUUGCAUAACCCGGCACAUGUGGGAAUUGCGAUUGCUCUGAAUAUCUCUUGGGGCACACCUGGGCAGAUCACUGGUGUGUGGAUCUAUAAAAAAUCAGAGAAGCUGCAAGGUUACCCCACUGGCCAUUGGGUCAACGCUGGCUUGCUGUUCUUUGUUGUAGUGGGCUCUAUUGGGUUGAGAUUCUAUUACUUGAUUCUCAACAGGAGAAUCUUGCGUCAGAAUCCCACAAGCAAGGUCUACCGUUACUGAAUAUGGUCAAUGUUAAAU